Messenger RNA from Hyaena hyaena (striped hyena), 2007 nucleotides. It is a transcript of the gene BEST2, whose product is annotated as bestrophin 2. NCBI's taxonomy places the organism in Eukaryota, Metazoa, Chordata, Mammalia, Carnivora, Hyaenidae. The transcript is spliced from 10 exons. The record is from RefSeq and is a predicted model, not a curated record. The coding region runs from base 149 to 1675 and encodes 508 amino acids. Gene Ontology annotation, molecular function: chloride channel activity.
GUUUUAAAACGAGAAACCGAGGUGCUGGAGACGGAGCUCAGCCCCAGGCGCCGGGCCCCCUCCUGGGGCCGCGUUCCUCCGCCCACGGGCUGGGGUCCGGCCAAGCCCCCCCCUUCACCUCCUCCCGCGCGCCCGGCCUGGCGCCGCAAUGACCGUCACAUACACAGCCCGCGUGGCCAACGCGCGCUUCGGCGGCUUCUCGAAGCUGCUGCUGCUGUGGCGCGGGAGCAUCUACAAACUUCUGUGGCGCGAACUGCUCUGUUUCCUGGGGCUCUACCUGGCGCUGAGUGCCGCCUAUCGCUUCGUGCUGGCCGAAGGGCAGAAGCGCUACUUCGAGAAGCUCGUCAUUUACUGUGACCAGUAUGCCAGUCUCAUCCCGGUCUCUUUCGUGCUGGGUUUCUACGUGACGCUGGUGGUGCAUCGCUGGUGGAACCAGUACCUGUGCAUGCCGCUGCCCGACGCGCUCAUGUGCGUGGUGGCAGGCACGGUGCACGGCCGCGACGAGCGAGGCCGCCUCUACCGCCGCACGCUCAUGCGCUACGCCGGGCUCUCAGCCGUGCUCAUCCUGCGCUCGGUCAGCACCGCGGUCUUCAAGCGCUUCCCCACCAUAGACCACGUAGUGGAGGCGGGGUUUAUGACCCGCGAGGAGCGCAAGAAGUUCGAGAACCUGAACUCGUCCUACAACAAGUACUGGGUGCCCUGCGUCUGGUUCUCCAACCUGGCCGCGCAGGCCCGGCGCGAGGGCCGCAUCCGCGACAACAGCGCCCUUAAGCUGCUGCUGGAGGAGCUGACUGUAUUUCGGGGCAAGUGUGGGAUGCUCUUUCACUACGACUGGAUCAGCGUACCCCUUGUCUAUACCCAGGUGGUGACCAUCGCUGUGUACAGCUACUUCCUGGCCUGCCUCAUCGGUCGCCAGUUCCUGGACCCGGCUCAGGGCUACCAAGGUCACAACCUGGACCUGUGUGUGCCCAUCUUCACCCUGCUACAGUUCUUCUUCUAUGCCGGCUGGCUCAAGGUAGCCGAGCAGCUCAUCAAUCCCUUCGGUGAGGACGACGAUGACUUUGAGACCAACUUUCUGAUCGACCGCAACUUCCAGGUGUCCAUGCUGGCCGUGGACGAGAUGUACGACGACCUGGCCAUGCUGGAGAAGGAUCUGUACUGGGACUCAGCCGAGGCUCGCGCCCCCUACACCGCAGCCACCGCGUUCCUGAUGCAACAGCCCUCCUUUCAGGGCUCCACCUUUGAUAUCACGCUGGCCAAAGAAGACAUGCAGUUCCAACGGCUGGACGGCGUGGACGCGCCGCUGGGCGAGGCACAUGGUGACUUUUUGCAGCGCCUCCUGCCGGUAGGUGCGGGCAUGGCCGCAGGAGGCCUGCUGGGCCGGCGCCUGUCCUUGCUGCGCCGCAAGAACAGCUGCGUGUCGGAAACGUCCACGGCCGCCAGCUGCGCGUGCGCAGGGGCCCCCGACGGCGCGGCCCCCGAGUGCGGUUGCGGGGACCCGCUGCUGGAUACAGGCUUGCGGGAGCCGGAGUCAGAGUUCCCACCUGGCCCGGAACUGCCUGUCCCCGGGCCCGCCGCCGAGCCCUUCACCGCGGUGCCUCUGCCGGUGCCCCGGGGACCAGCUCCGCCCUGGCUGCCCAGCCCCAUUGGCGAGGAGGAGGAGAGUCUAGCCUGAGAUCCCAGGGACAGGGACACAAAUCCCGAUAGGGCACGCAGGCAGCAGUCUGGGUCUACGUAAGCCGCAUGUGGACUCCGCCUAUCCGAUUUUGACGGGUUCCCGCUUCCUGCGCACGAGUCCUCUGACCCUAGGUUUUGGAGCUCCUCGUGUGAGCCAGGCGCUGUGCCAGUUUAUUUGAACAGUUCAUCUUUCCCCUCAGCUUUUCUUCCCUCCCUCCCCUGCCUGAGAGGCUUCGAUCAGUGUGCCUGCCUUUAUUCGUUCCUUAAAACAGAGAUGUGAGUGCCUACCUCACUGCCUUCAGGGGAUGAAAUGAAAUGAUGGCUUUAAAG